AUGUCUCUUUUGGUAAAUUAUGCGAAUAGUGACGACGAAAGUAAUCAAUCAGACGAUUCGUUUGAAGCUGACAUUACCACGAAUCAGGUAAAUGCCAAAAAUUGUGCUGACACCCACACUACCAACCAUCCAAAUCUUCCGGCUGCCAUUGGGUCUGCUUCUUUGCGCUUGCCAGAACCAAAAAACAAAAAUAGCAAUAAAGACGACUACGUUGAUAAUUUAAAUUUUAACGAUACAAAAAGUGUCAAUAUACAACCAACUUAUUCUGAAAUGUUCAAAAAAUUGCCCACAACGUCCAAUAAAAUUGAUCUUUCUUUGGAAGAAGAGGAAAAUGUAGAAAUGAUAAUCUUACCGACCGAAACAGAAUUAAAAUUGAGAGAAGUUCCCCCGGCUAAAACGAAGAGAAAAAUUGUGAUCUCUUUGCCAUCUUUUAACAAUUCAGAUUCAGAAGACGAGGAGAAAACCGUUCAACCUCCACCUAGAAAACAACAUCACGGUUCCUCGCUAUUUGCCUUGCUGCCUGAACCUACACUAAUUCCUCGGAUGGCAGAUGGGAGAGUGGAUAGAAAAGUGAUCCCCCCUCCACAAUCUUCAACGUCAUUCAAACCUAAAUCCUCACCGUCAACAACAGCAACAUUACUACAACCUAGAACAUUAAAAAAAACUACUACUACUACUACUGCUGCUGCCACUACUACUACUAAAAUCACUACUACUACUACUAAAACCACUGUUAAUGAAUCUUGCAUUAAUAACAGUUCAAGUAGUGAAAUGGAUACUGCAACUUCAAUUACUAAGCCUACAGAUGCAGAUACUAUUAGCAGUAGUAAUACUACUUCGGAAUCAUCAGCGUCAUCUGAAUUAGUGAAAGCUAUGCCUAAAAAUCCUAACUUUUUUGGUCUCCUGGGGACAUACGACGACGAUGAUGAAGACGAUGAUGAUGAAACUUUCAGUGAUGUGGAUGAUAAAAAGAUUGCAAAUGAUGACAACGAUGAUGGUGAUGUAAAAAAUUCAGAAUGCGUUUCUUUAUCGUCAUCAACAUCAAGAGGUAAAAAUACCAUUGAUGACGUCACUGACGAUCCACCAAUCAUAGGUCCCCAGCGUGGUUUCUUUGUUAACGACGACGAUGAUGACGACGACGACGAAGAUGAACUGGAUAAUGAAAGAACAAAAAUGGCUAAAAUUCACUCGGCCUCUCUCUACAAUUAUAGCAAUAUGGUGGCAGAUGAUGACGCUAUUAAUUAUGGUGAUGGGAAUGAUGAUGCCAGUAACAACGAUGAUAACGUUACUGAUGAUGAUGUGACUAGGAUUCUUACAAAAGAACAACUCGAAAGACUACAAGGCCGACCGAAUAAGAAGCAAGAGUCCUCUAUUAGCUUCAUCGACGUCAAGAUCUCCGAUCACAUUGGCCAGUAUGAACUGGACAGAACGAAGAAUCUGUCGAUAGAGGCGGAAAAAGUUUCAUACAGUAAGACUGCCAGUGGCGUGCCAACAUCUCAACAGAAGAGGAAACAUCAAAUCACUUAUUUGGCUCAUCAGGCAAAAGAGCGGGAAUUUGAAUUGAAGAACCAAUGGGCGGAAAACAGAUUCAACAAGAGACAGACUCAAUCCAAAUAUGGAUUCUAA
Messenger RNA from Helobdella robusta, 1626 nucleotides. RefSeq lists its product as hypothetical. NCBI's taxonomy places the organism in Eukaryota, Metazoa, Annelida, Clitellata, Rhynchobdellida, Glossiphoniidae. Bases 1 to 1626 code for a protein of 541 amino acids. The transcript is spliced from 6 exons. The record is from RefSeq and is a predicted model, not a curated record. Gene Ontology annotation, cellular component: nucleus.